Molecule: messenger RNA, 1793 nt
Organism: Protopterus annectens (West African lungfish)
Lineage: Eukaryota; Metazoa; Chordata; Ceratodontiformes; Protopteridae
Product: nuclear factor interleukin-3-regulated protein-like
Exons: 2
Coding region: 279-1610 (443 amino acids)
Biological process (GO): circadian rhythm; regulation of DNA-templated transcription
Cellular component (GO): nucleus
Molecular function (GO): DNA-binding transcription factor activity; DNA binding
Source: RefSeq, a predicted model, not a curated record
UGCUGUGAGAGGGAGACAAAAGAAGGUAGCAGCUACACGGCAGCGGCAGAUAGAAUGUGGACGUGCUCACAGCAAGGUAGUAGCCGAGAGCAGGAACAUAAGCUAUUUCAUCUGAACUGUAUGUGGAUAUAUUUAACCUUCUUUGGUUACAGCUGAAAAGGACACAUAAUAUCUUCAGCUCCACUCAGGAAUAAACUGCAUCCAAUCAAUGUAUAGAAGUCAGAGAGAGAGACUGUAAGGGAGAUACAAGUGCAUACACAUCUGAAAAAGCGAUCAAUAUGAGCAUUUCUGCAGCGGAGACAGUACAUGAUAUGCGGGAUGGUAUUGCAAGCCAAAGCAGCCUUCUUCAGGAGUUAGUGACCCCUUCUCAGUCCCUUGAAAUGUGUAGAACAGGACUGUCUUUUACUGAAGAAGCUGUGUCGCUUCUGACAACCAAUAGUAUACUUGCCCGUUCACUGCUUGGCCAUAACGCACUGAAGCAAAAGGAAGCUGCAGUAAUUCGUAGAAAGAGAGAAUUCAUUCCCAGUGAGAAGAAAGAUGAUGGUUAUUGGGACAAAAGAAAGAAGAACAAUGAGGCAGCCAAAAGGUCAAGAGAGAAACGUAGACUCAAUGAUAUGGUCCUUGAGAACAGAGUCAUUUCCCUUCUAGAAGAAAAUGCUAGACUCAAAGCUGAGCUCUUGGCUCUUAAAUUUCGGUUUGGGCUUAUCAAAGACCUUUCUGAAUCCAAAGUAGUCCAUCCUGUGCCACAGCCUCCAAAUUUUGCACCAUUACAACAGACUACUUUCCCUGGGCGAAAUGAAAAUGGCUUUCAUCCACCACCUGUAGACAACCGAGAUUUUGCCUCGAACAACAACCGUGAAUUUGCUUCAAACCAUCAGAACUUUGGUCGAAUGACUCACACUCAGGAGCAAUCUGUUCUCUCUGAAGAUUCUGGAUUUUCCACACCUGGAAGUUCCAGUGUUGGUAGCCCAGUUUUCUUUGAUGAUCGAAUGAGUGACCAUGGAAAAUUCUCUCCACAAAAUGAGGAGCAUUGCUUUGAGGGACAACUGUGUACCCCCAGUGAUACAGAGGAAUGCAGUGGAACCACUUCAUGUGAGACAACCAGAUUUGGAAGGCAUGAUACACUGGAGGCUGUCAAAGGUUUGCCAUACAAGUUGCGGUUCAAAAUGGCUUCAGGAGUGGAAGAAACAGAGCCUGAGGCUGACAUGAAACAUCAAAAAGCUUUACAGGAAAGGCAGGCUAAACCAAAUACUCCAGCCCAUCAUGCUAGUGACACUUUUUCUAAUGGGCAUUACUGCAAUGCAACUGGUCAACAAGUAGCACGAGGGGUCAGUGUUGGUGUGGUACAGCCAACGUGGAGGACACAAGCAGGUUUCAUGCCUGAAGAACUCAGGGGCAUUGAACAGAGCAGGUACUCUGAAGAUACAGCCAGAUUUAGUACACAGGGCUGUACAGGCUUUACACAGACCCAAAUGACACCAGUGGCACACCAGGACUCGUACUACCAAUCAGAAAAUGCACUGUUGAAAAAUCAGCUUGCCUCUUUGUCAUCUGAGGUAGCCCAGUUAAAAAAACUGUUUUCAGAACAAAUUUUACACAAAGUAAAUUAGUGAAAAGAAAACCUGAAGAGGCCUAUGUUUCUAACAUUUCCUUUUACAUAUUUAUGUUUGGUGUUUGUUAAUAUCUGGUGUUAUUUCCUACUGUUGUUUAAGUAAUGGUGCAUUUAUAUUUUUGGAGUUAGAAAUUGGGGAAGAAAAGGUGUUGUUAAGAUAAUAAAAAGUUUAAAAGUAAAA